Messenger RNA from Coniophora puteana RWD-64-598 SS2, 717 nucleotides. Its product is annotated as phosphoglycerate mutase-like protein. Lineage: Eukaryota; Fungi; Basidiomycota; Agaricomycetes; Boletales; Coniophoraceae. The record is from RefSeq and is a predicted model, not a curated record. The transcript is spliced from 7 exons. Gene Ontology annotation, cellular component: cytoplasm. Gene Ontology annotation, molecular function: phosphatase activity. The annotation marks the transcript as partial.
CCUCCACGAUUCGGUCUGAUAGAUAGGUCCCCCGAUCGCUGGUCCAAGUUAACAGAAAAGGUCGAGAGGCUGAACUCGGAAUCGGAGGAAUCGGAAAAAUACAAGGUCAUCUUCCUCGGUAGACACGGAGAGGGUGUCCAUAAUGUCGCUGAAGCGAAGUAUGGCUCCAAGGAGUGGAACCGGCAUUGGGCAAGAAAAAAUGGCGACGGGAAAAUGACUUGGGGCCCGGACCCCGAGCUGACCAGCCGCGGCGUCAGCCAGGCUGAACUCGUCAAUAAGUAUUGGAAAGACGAGAAAGAACGACAAGCGGGUCUUCCAGAACCCGAGAUGCUUUACAGUAGCCCAUUCACGCGCGCGUUGGACACAUGCAAAAUCAGCUUUGCGGACAUACUAAGUCGCGGACAGAAGACGCUCGUUGUCGAGAAUAUUCGUGAGCAUAAUGGGGUAAACACGUGCGAUAAGCGUAGGACGCGCUCAUAUAUCGACAAAAGGUUCCCUGAGUUUGAUAUCGAGGAUGGGUUUACGGAAGAGGACGAGCUGUGGGAGAAAGAUAGGCGUGAAACAGAGGAGGAGAUGGAAGACAGGGCUAGGAAGGUGAUGGACCUAGUUUUUGAGAGACCAGGCACUUCAGUUGUCAGCAUAACUGCUCAUAGUGGUUGGGCGAGGGUUGCUCUGCGCGUGGUGAAUCAUGACGCUUAUAAGCUAAGCACUGGCGGU